Messenger RNA from Brassica napus (rape), 1673 nucleotides. RefSeq names its product serine carboxypeptidase-like 13. Gene Ontology annotation, biological process: secondary metabolic process; proteolysis. NCBI's taxonomy places the organism in Eukaryota, Viridiplantae, Streptophyta, Magnoliopsida, Brassicales, Brassicaceae. The record is from RefSeq and is a predicted model, not a curated record. The transcript is spliced from 13 exons. The coding region runs from base 137 to 1558 and encodes 473 amino acids. Gene Ontology annotation, molecular function: serine-type carboxypeptidase activity; acyltransferase activity, transferring groups other than amino-acyl groups.
CUCUCGAAAUGGUUUCUCGACUGGAUGCACUAGUGCAUUAGUAAAGCAUUAUAGAACCCAUUUUUCAUUUUUGGUAAUUAUAGACACUCUCCCUUUUUUUUCCUCCCUUGAAAGACAUCAAUUGUUGGAAGCGAAAAUGAGAAUGAGAUUGACACUAAAGUUGCUGAUUCCGGUUCUACUUGUAUUGCGUUAUUUUGCUGACUCUGCCUCCGUUGUAAAGCUCCUUCCUGGUUUUGAAGGUCCUCUUCCUUUCGAACUUGAAACGGGGUACAUUGGACUUGGUGAGGAAGAGGAAAUACAAAUGUUCUACUAUUUCAUUAAGUCUGAGAAUAAUCCACGAGAAGACCCUCUUCUUAUUUGGUUAACUGGAGGACCUGGAUGUUCUUCUAUUUUUGGCCUUCUUUUUGAGAACGGGCCUUUAGCUUUGAAGUUCGAGGUUUACAAUGGAAGUAUCCCUUCUUUGGUCUCCACUACAUAUUCAUGGACAAAGAUGGCGAACAUAAUAUUUUUGGAUCAGCCUGUUGGAUCUGGCUUCUCCUAUUCAAGAACUCCGCUUGUUGAUAAAAUUAGUGACACAGGUGAAGUUAAGAGGAUUCAUGAGUUUCUUCAAAAGUGGCUAAGCAAGCAUCCAAAAUUUUAUGCCAACCCAUUUUACGUUGCCGGAGAUUCUUACUCUGGUAUGGUUGUUCCGCCCGUCGUUCAAGAAAUCUCAGAAGGAAAUUAUAUAUGUUGCAAGCCUCUAAUAAACCUACAGGUCAUUGAUAUAUACUUUUCGUAUUUUCCAUCAACGGAAUGUAUUUAUUAUGCAUAUUUUUCUUUAAAAAAACAGGGCUAUAUUCUUGGAAACCCAGUAACAGAUACUAAAUUGGAACACAACUAUCUUAUUCCAUUUGCUUAUGGAAUGGCAUUAAUCUCGGAAGAACUCUAUGAGUCAAUGAAAAGAAUCUGCAAAGGAAGUUAUGGAAAUUUGGACUCACUUAACACGGAAUGCUUGAAACUCACUGAAAUUUACCAAAAGUGUACCGACAGAUUGAAUAAAUACCAUAUAUUACUACCGGAUUGCGAUAAGACAUCUCCUGAUUGCCAUGUAAAAAAAAAGAUAAUUACAAGGUUGCUUUUGCAGCUAUAUAAAUAUUUUCUCCUUGAAAAGUGGGCCAAUAACGAGAGAGUUCACAAAGCUCUUCAUGUUAAUAAGGGGGGUAUAGGGGAAUGGAGGCAAUGUAAUUAUGAUGGUAUUUCGUAUAAAUACGACAUUCAGAGCAGUGUACCAUACCACAAGAAUAACAGCAUUAAUGGUUUCCGAUCUCUUAUCUUCAGUGGUGAUCAUGAUAUGACGGUGCCUUUCCUUGCAACUCAAGCCUGGAUAAGAUCUCUCAAUUACUCCAUCAUUGAUGACUGGAGGCCUUGGAUGAUGAACGAUCAAAUCGCUGGAUACACGAGAACUUAUGCCAAUAAGAUGACAUUUGCUACUGUCAAAGGAGGUGGACACACGGCAGAUUAUAAACCCGAUGAGACAUUUAUCAUGUUCAAAAAGUGGAUCAGUAGCCAGCCUUUGUAAUAGAGUCCUUUAGGUAUUGAAAUGAUUUGUAUAACAUAAGCAGUUUCAUGUUUUGGGACAUAUUUUUUCAAGAGCCAUUUGGUGAUCGAUAAAAAAAAAAGAACCAGUAUUGUGA